AUGCUUGACAAACUUAUCGGAGAGUACGGGCAUGGAUACGGCAAUGGGUACGGCCACAAGGAUCACAGAAGCAGCGGCUACGGCUUUGAGGAGCACAAGAAGUACGAGUCUCAUAUGGAGUCAGAAGGAGGCUACUUUGACCGUCAAGCCCGCUACGACCACCGCGUGAGGCUUCCAGCCAACCACGCCCGUCCACCCAUGGCUCACAUGCCACCCUGUGAUGAAGAAGACUCCGACUCAGAUGUAGAGGAGUUCUAUAAGAGUAGCCGAAGCCACCACACUACAGUGUUACCGCACCACGGCAAAAUCCACCACCAACAACCACCUCAUAUGAACUUCAUGCCCCCACCUCCGAUGUCUCGACCUCACCACAGUGGAAAGAUGGGUAAUGGAUGGCAGGGGAGGCAUGAAGAUGCAUACCUCGGUGGGCAUGGGAUGCAGCACCACGGUGAGCACGGGAUGCAGCACCACGGUGAGCACGGGAUGAAGCACCAGGACAGGCUUAUGGCUCCUCAGGUGUUACCACAUCAUGUCUACAUGAACCCAAACAGCGGAGGCGGCCACCACAAGGCCGGGUGGGGGAGUAAGGGCCUCUAA
Molecule: messenger RNA, 597 nt
Organism: Brassica rapa (field mustard)
Lineage: Eukaryota; Viridiplantae; Streptophyta; Magnoliopsida; Brassicales; Brassicaceae
Product: histidine-rich glycoprotein
Source: RefSeq, a predicted model, not a curated record